This is a messenger RNA of Ochotona princeps (American pika), 4378 nucleotides long. RefSeq names its product ankyrin and armadillo repeat containing (gene ANKAR). The record is from RefSeq and is a predicted model, not a curated record. Bases 33 to 4370 code for a protein of 1445 amino acids. The transcript has 23 exons. Gene Ontology annotation, molecular function: protein binding. Lineage: Eukaryota; Metazoa; Chordata; Mammalia; Lagomorpha; Ochotonidae.
CUUCAAAAAGGACACACGGGAUCUAAUCGGAAAUGUUAAGGUUGCCCAAAAAAGGAUUAACUAGAUUUGAACAAAUUCAAGAUGAAGAAACUUACCUGGAAAAUUUAGCGGUUCAGAGAAAUGCUUCUGCCUUUUUUGAAAAAUAUGACCGGAGUGAAGUACAAGAAUUAUUAACUACUGCGCUAGUUAGCUGGUUGUCCACCAAAGAGGAUGUGCGAUCCCAACUGGACAUCCCGUGUGGCAUAAUGACACAGAUGAACAACGUGGGCUUCUCCACCGCCAUCCUGCUGACUCCGGUGGAUUCUGAUGCCCUCCUAGACUACAGAGAGGUCCACCAGAUCAUAAGGGAGUUGGCCAUCGGAAUCUACUGCUUAAAUCAGAUCCCAUCCAUCAGUUUAGAAGCAAAUUAUGAUCAGAGUUCAUCUUGUCAGUUACCUCCAGCUUAUUUUGAUACUAGAGUUGGGCAGAUUCUGAUCAAUAUUGACUACAUGCUGAAAGCACUGUGGCACGGAAUGUACAUGCCCCAAGAGAAACGGGCCCGCUUCUCUGAACUGUGGCGCACCAUCAUGGACAUUGACCAGGAUGGGAAACCGCAAACAAGCAAAGAUAUUUUUGCAGAAUUCAGUGCAGCAGGUUUGAUCGAUAUCACAAAGGAUCCAGACUUUGAUGGAAUCUAUGAAGAAGACAUUAAUGAAGAUCCAACAUAUGACCCCAACAGCCCUGAAGAAAAAGCUAUAUUCAUGAAAUAUGCUGAAAAUAUUAUGCUGAAGUUGACAUUCAGUACCACACAAGUUCAACAAUGUGAAAAUGUCUUCAUAUUUGAAACAGCCUAUUGGCUUACUAACGCUAUAAAAUGUAAUCAAGAUUAUCUUGAUAUUUGUACUUACCAGAGACUACAGCAAAGAUUAUAUCUUCAAAAGAAAAUUAUUCAAAAACAUUUUGAGAAGAAAAAGGAAAUCAGAGGAGGGCUAGGAUACCUAAAGUUAAUUUGUUUUCUGAUUCCAUUUCUGUUGAGUUUAAAAAAGAAGAUGAAAGUUCCAUAUUUAAGUAGUUUGCUUCAGCCUUUUUCAGAUGACAAGGUCAAGACAGAGCGUGAAUUGCCACCAUUCAUUUAUGGACAAGACUUUAAAUGCCAGAACUUCUACUACAAAGAGAACCAAUAUUUUCAUGUGCAUGGAGGAAUUGAAUUUGAUAUCAGCACCCCUUCAAUUGAGAAUGCUUUGGAAGAUUUUAAGAACAAUCUAGAAAAAAUACGGGAUUGUGCUGCCCACACAUUUGGAGAAGAAUCAGGAUACAAAGAAUAUUACCCAAUACCAGUCAUAGAAUUUUAUGGAAGAAGCUACUAUGUGAUUUGUUUUGAACUUGAAGGUUUCUAUCAGCAACUGUAUAAGACACAGUGGUGGGGAGCCAUAAAUGAAAUUGUGAACAGUCUCAGAUUGAAGAGACUUCCACUGACAGACGCUCAGUUACAUGACCAAUUUAAGAAAAAAUUUGGUUUCAAAAAAGCAAUGAAAUGCAAGAGUAUCCCAUUUGGUUUGAAGUCUGCUGUAGAAAGAGGAUUAGCUGCCAUUUUCCACACAUUCAGUCGUAAAACCUCCAGCUCAACAAUCAAUGUCUCUGAUGAAGCAGGCUUUGCCGUUUUCCACCAUGCUGCUCUGUACAACAGAGUCUCCAUCAUAUGUCAGCUGUGCAAUGCCAACUUCAAUGUCAACCAGAGACGCUUUAUCAUGUACAGCCAAGACUCAUCAAAAAUGGACGUAAAAAAAGAAAGAACUGGUCCAACACCUCUGCACCUGGCUGCACAGGCUUGUUCCUUAGAAACCACCAUCUGUCUACUCUGUUUCAAAGCUGACUAUAUGCUUUCUGAAAAGAGAGGCUGGCUGCCGAUUCACUUUGCUGCCUUCUACGACAAUAUCUGCAUCAUCAUUGCGCUCUGCAGGAAGGAUCCUGCUCUGCUGGAAGCUGAGGCAACAGCUGAGAAUCAGUGUACUCCACUGUUGCUUGCCGCCACUUCUGGAGCACUGGACACUAUUCAGUACCUAUUUUCUCUUGGUGCUAACUGGAGAAAAACGGAUGCUAAAGGAAAUAACAUCAUUCACUUAUCAGUGCUAACUUUUCACACAGAGGUUCUCAAGUACAUAAUAGAGUUAGAGAAUUCUGAACUUCCAGUUUGGAAAACUUUGGUAGAAAUGCUACAGUGUGAAAGCUACAAGCGGAGGAUGAUGGCUGUCAUGUCCUUAGAAGUAAUUUGCUUAGCAAAUGAUCGAUACUGGAAAUGUAUUUUGGAUGCAGGCACAAUUCCUGCGUUAAUCAAUUUAUUAAAAAGUCCCAAGAUAAAGUUACAGUGCAAAACCAUUGGAUUAUUGAGUAAUAUCUCAACCCACCACAGCAUAGUGCAUGCAAUAGUUGAGGCAGGAGGCAUUCCAGUGGUCAUCAACCUCUUAGCAUCCGAGGAACCUGAACUGCACUCUCGCUGUGCUGUCAUUCUCUAUGACAUUGCUCGAUAUGAAAACAAGGAUGUUGUUGCCCGAUAUAACGGAAUCCCUGCGCUAAUAAAUCUCUUGACGUUAAACAUAGAAAAUGUACUAAUAAAUGUAAUGAACUGCAUCCGGGUAUCAUGUAUAAAAAAUGAAAUCAAUCAGAGAGCAGUGAGAGACCAUAAUGGGAUCCCGCAUCUCAUCAGGUUUCUGAGUUCUGAUUCAGAUGUGUUGAAAGCUGUGUCUUCUGCUACAAUUGCCGAGGUUGGGCGUGACAAUAAGGACAUUCAGAAUGCUAUAGUUGCAGAAGGGGCCAUCAAUCCUCUGGUUGCUCUUUUUAAAGGGACACAACUUAGUGUCCAAGUGAAAGGUGCAGAGGCUGUGGAAUCAUUGGCAAGUUUCAACCCUCACAUACAGAAAGCGUUUCUGGAAAGAAAAUUAACAAAAUACCUUCUAAAACUCCUAAAGGCCUUUCAAAUUGAUGUUAAGGAACAAGGAGCAAUGACGCUUUGGGCCUUGGCGGGACAAUCACUGAAACAACAAAAACAUAUGGCAGAACUGAUCGGCUACAACCUUAUAAUAAGUAUGCUUUUGUCAUCAUCAGCUAAAAUGCAGUAUGUUGGAGGUGAGGCAGUGAUCGCUCUAAGCAAGGACAGCAGGAUGCAUCAAAAUCAAAUAUGUGAAGGCAAUGGGAUUGCGCCAUUGGUUCGCCUAUUAAAAAUUAAUAGAUUGACUGAAGGCACCCUUCUCAGUGUCAUCAGGGCAGUGGGUUCCAUCUGCAUUGGUGUAGCCCACACGAACAACCCUGUGAGCCAGCAGUUUGUUGUGGAGGAGAACGCGCUUCCUGUGCUCAUCCAACUGCUAAGAAGUCACCCUUCUCCUAACAUCAAGGUGGAAGUAGCAUUUUCUUUGGCAUGCAUUGUUCUAAGGAAUGAGGCACUACAGAAUGAAUUACAAGAGAAGGAAGGGUUUAGAUAUUCUGAUGUCCUUUAUCUUCUUCACUCAACAGAUAAGGAUAUUUGCCUAAGAGCAGGCUAUGCAUUAAGCCUUUUUGCCUUCAAUAAUCGCUUUCAACAGUACUUAAUAUUGGAAAGUGGAACAAUGACCAUUUCUAUUUUUGAACCUUUUUUUGAAUCAACAGUUGAAACUGAGAGGGCAAUGGCAGCAUUUCAGAUUAUUGUAUUAGCAAAAGUCAUUAUAGAUGUGGAUCAUAUUACCUUGACUGCAAGAGGUGUUACUAUUUUAGUUGAUAGUCUGUAUUCGCUUCAGCCCAAUACUAUUGUCUUGACAGGGAAUUUAAUAGCCAGCCUGGCUCAUUCUAGAGCUGGUAUUCCAGAAGCAUUUACCACAUUAGGAACAAUCCAACGGCUCUGUUACCAUUUGCACUCAAUUAGAGAAGAGGUCCGUACAGCUUGCUCCUGUGCCCUUGGCUACUUAACUUACAAUGCAAAUGCUUUCCGCAUCCUACUGAGGGAGUGCAGGAAUAAACCCAAUCAGUUCCUCCGUUUAACAAAUAACAUCAACAAAGAUGCAAAUAUUAACCCAGCAUUUUUAAAGGAAUUUCAAAUACAACAAACAGUGGGACUUCCUUCUCUGAGUUUGGAAAAGAAUGGAGGACCAUCCAUAAUUCCUGUCUUUAAGAAAGGAAAAGAACACCGAAGAAAAGCAAAACCUAAAAUUCAACCAAGAGAUUCUUUGACUUUAAUACCUCCUGUAACUAACUUAAAGGGACUCUUCAAAACAUCAGAAAAUGCUGAUGUUCCCCUUAGUAUACUUUCUUUUUCGUCUGCACUUUCAUCGGAUAUCAUAAACAUAUCAAGACCAAGAAUAGUGUGCUUGAACAAACUUGGGAAAAACAUACAGAAAGCCAACUCAGAGCCUUCAGAAAGCUAAUAAAAGCA